Molecule: messenger RNA, 12440 nt
Organism: Cylas formicarius (sweet potato weevil)
Lineage: Eukaryota; Metazoa; Arthropoda; Insecta; Coleoptera; Brentidae
Gene: Efa6
Product: PH and SEC7 domain-containing protein
Exons: 15
Coding region: 88-3153 (1021 amino acids)
Biological process (GO): regulation of ARF protein signal transduction
Molecular function (GO): guanyl-nucleotide exchange factor activity; protein binding; phospholipid binding
Source: RefSeq, a predicted model, not a curated record
UACUAUGCAGUUAUGGUGUAGGUUAUGUAGAGGUGCUUAUUGCUGUGUAAAAGUGUAAGUUACCAUCAAAAUCAAUGGUAUCAGAUCAUGGCUGAAGAGUUACUGGUAGUGCUAAAUCGUAGUGAGAAUGCGGGUUUCGGAUUCUCCCUGUUGGGCAAACCGGGUUUGCCUCCGAUCAUCUAUAAUAUUUUGGACGAUUCCCCGGCCGCAGAGAGCGGAGAGGUAGAAGUGGGAGAUGUGAUAUUAAAAGUAAACGAAACAGAUGUGAUGAAAUACAGCACGAGAGAAGUGCUAAAAUGCCUUCGAUUAUCCUCAGAUCCUGUUACGCUUAAAAUUAAACGCGACCCGAAGAUAAAAUCAACGAUUCGCAAACACCUGGUUUCGACCGGCAACUCUGGAUACCAGCAGCUAAACAGUAAUAACAGGCCGGAGCCCGGCGUGCACAGGUCACGCCAUGCUACCAACGGACGCUGCCCCCAAGCCGUGGCAGCGAUUUCCCCUGACCAGGAGCCCCUGUUGGGGUCCUGCGAAAUCGACAGGCUCCAGUGGCAGCCGCUGCAGGUGGAGAGGGACCGGCAGCAGCAGCAGCCCAAAUUCGAGGCAUACAUGAUGACGGGGGAACACAUUUUGAAUAUUUCGAAGGGGGUGCCGCAGUCCACCAGCAUAGUUCCAAAACAACAAAAAAAAAUUGACAACUUGAGAUAUCAUAAUAGUCACGCACACCACCUUCGACACCAAGAGCAGACGCAGCAUAAAUCGGUGCCAAACAGUCCGAACGAGAUGGAAGUGGGACGGGUGGUUCGUACAUCGUCCGACUCCAAUUCCGCCAACACUUCCCCCAUCAGUGCCAACAAGAGAGACCAUCACCAACACUCGCCCCAAGAUCCAUACGUUCCAAACAACUACGUUCGUACCAGCCGGAGCGAGGACCAGCUGCAGCUUCCCAACACCACGGGCGGUGUCAGCGCAGCCAACGCCGAAGCCGACGAGGACAUCACCAGCUCCCUCAACACUCUGCUGGAUACUCGUCCCGAUUCCGCUGCCAGCGACAGCGACAGAAUUGUAUGGACCUACAACGCGCCAGUGUCCGAGCUUCAGAAGUUGGGUCACACGUUAUCUAAUGGCAGCAGCUCAUCGCACAGCAACACGUCAGCGUCGUCGAGCCCAUUGCUCUCGGGCUCACCUAACUCACCCACUUCAGUGUCUUCCUCGGUGAUGUCGAGUCAUUCUGGCUCGCGUCGCUUCCCGUACCCCCUUUCCAAUGGGCCGCACCAGCAACAUCAACACGACUUCAGCGUCUCGGAAGCUAUAUCGAACAUUUCGAGUCCGGACUACCACGACGAUGAUAUUGUCGGUAUCCAGGAUUGCGUCAUGGAGGUCAGCGAUCACAGCGACAGCGACAGUACUCUCUUGGUGUCAGAACCGAGAAACAGACAACGAUACUCCUCGGCGGAUACCGGGUCAGUCUCCGCCAGCGGAGAUCACAGAAUCGUGAUACAGGUGAGGGGGCCUGAGAAAAAACAAUUUCUCGGCGCACAGACUUUAGGCGAUGCGCAUUUGGAAGCCCAACAGUGCGUCGAUGAAGACAAAAGGGACGAGGAGAAGAAAUCUUCUCCGUUAUCUUCCGAAGAUGAGAGCGACGUGGAAAGUUUGCAUAGUUUUCAUUACUCUCCCAAGGCGGUCGACAUGCCAUCCGCCAUUAGGUUGGCAAAGAGACUUUACAGUCUCGAUGGAUUCAAAAAAUCGGACGUGUCCAGACACCUCAGCAAAAACAAUGACUUUAGCAGAGCGGUGGCUGAGGAGUACCUCAAAUAUUUCAAUUUUGAGAACGACACCUUGGAUAUAGCUUUAAGAAAGUUUCUUAAGCAGUUUUCGUUGACGGGCGAAACUCAGGAGCGGGAACGCGUGCUGGUGCACUUCUCCAAAUGGUAUUUGGAUUGCAACCCGGGCUCCUUCAACUCCCAAGAUGCCGUACAUACAUUAACGUGCGCCAUAAUGCUGCUCAAUACCGAUUUGCACGGGCAAAAUAUCGGACGCAAAAUGACCUGCAACGAAUUCAUCGAGAAUCUCGCGGGGCUGAACGAGUGCGAGAACUUUCCGCGUGAGGUGCUCAAACAUUUGUACCACGCCAUCAAGAGUCAACCGCUGGAGUGGGCUUUGGAUGAAGAAACAGAGGACGCGCAUUUGCAGUCUCACGCGAGGACCAACGACUCAAUAAAUAUAACCGGCAAUCCUUUCUUGGACGUUCCCAGUGCGGCAAGUGCCGUGGAAUACAAAAAAGGCUACGUGAUGCGAAAAUGCUGCUACGAGGCGAACGCCAAACGAAGCCUCUGCUGCGUUUUUCUAGCGCCAUUCCACAAGCGUAGCUGGAAAAUGUUUUACUGCACGCUUCGCGAUCUGGUACUUUACCUUCACAAGGACGAGAAUGGAUUCCGAAAAGGCCAAAUGGGCGGCGACAGUUUGCACAACGCCAUACGGGUACACCACGCGCUGGCGACGAAGGCCCAGGACUACACCAAGAAGCAGUACGUGUUUCGGUUGCAGACUGCCGAUCAAGCCGAAUACCUCUUUCAGACAAGUGAUUCGAAGGAGCUACAAUCUUGGAUAGACACGAUCAAUUUUGUGGCAGCCAGCUUCUCUGCACCACCGUUGGAAGCGGCUGUCGGUUCUCAGAAGAAAUUCCAAAGACCGCUUCUGCCCUGCAGUCACACCAAAUUAGACUUGCGCGAACAGUUGGCGGAUCACGAGGAGAGAGUAACGAGACUGGAAAUGAUGCUCGACGAGCACAGGAAGUCUGCGCCGGAGAAGGGCUCCAAAUCCCUCGUCGUACAAAACUACAAGGAAAAAGAAACAUACCUUACAUUCGAGAUCAAACGCUAUCGAACUUAUUCCUAUAUGCUUCGUUCCCGGAUAGCCCAGUACCAAUCUCCAGCGAUCGUCGAGCCAGUGACCAGCAGCCUGGCGGAAAACAGCAUCGGUGAAGCGGACGAGGCGGUCGCGGGCAAUAACGUCACGGUGGUGGAAGGGGGCGGCAUCGUGCCGCCUCCCAUACCGGAACGACGCCCGUCCCCGAUCGUCAAUAGGUACAGUUACAGACAGGCCAUAUACAGUGGGGGUGGUGGAGGCGGGGCCCGGCAGCCCGACGUCGGCUGACGGGCCGGGGGAUUUUUCUGGCAUACAUUUUCCAAAUCACCCGGAUACGGUGUUUCCAGUUAUGAAGAAUUUCUUUUAUUUGUGAAAACGGAACUUCGUAUUGAUUAAUAGCUAUAAAAGUUAUCUGUUAUAAAUAUUUCCAAACGUGUAGGUACUGAUUUAGAAAGGUGCAUUUUUUAAAACCGACGUCGCAUUGUUAUAAAUACUGUGAAAAAUUACAUAAACGCUAAAUGGACGAAGCAAAUAGGCAAUGACGAAAUAUCGAUUACAAUAUGCUCAGACUAUUGGGUGUGGAAUUUUAACCACUAAUUUCCUAAAUAACUUUUCGUCAUUGUCUAAGUUCUUGCUUUUGAUAACUUUAUGGUGGAUUUAUGACGAAGAUAAAUUAUCAGAAUAUAAAUAUUGAUGGAAGGUUUUCUAUUUUUUACCCCAACUAAAAGGAAGUAUUACACCGAAACUGAAUUGACUUCUCAUUUUACAGUUCUUUGCAUUUUCUUCUAUUUCACCCCAAGGUGUACUUUGAUUCAAGGUGGAAGCACAAUCUUUAAAGUAACCAAAACGCAAGCUUGUUAUUAUCAUUUAAACAAUGUUAGCAACAAAUUAAUAGGAUUUUUAAAGACAGCCUACGCGAGUCAGGUUCCUGCCUUAUUUGAUUAUUUUGGCAGUCUAGAUGGAAUGAAUGGAUGGAAUCUUAAAAGUAACAAAAACGCAAACUUGUUUAGACUGAAUUUUAUAAUUAUCAUUCAAACAAUAUUACCAACCAAUUAAUAGGACCUUGGGACAUAGCCUACGCGAGUCAGGUUCCUGCCCUAAUAGAAUGUUUGGCACUCAUCAAAUGUACCUUGAUUAUAGAUGAAAUCUUUAAAGUAAUAAAAAUGCAAACUUAUUCAGACUGAAUGUUAUAAUGAUCAUUUAAACAAGGUUACCAACCAGUUCAAACAACGUGGUUAGGACUUUUGGAGGCAGUGUAGACAAUUUUCUGCCCUAAUAGAAUGUCUUUGCAGUCAUCAUGUGGAAAUUAACAAAUAGCAAACCUAUUCAUUUGCUUUCAAGGCCUAGUUUACAGUUUUUCAUAAAUAAGUAAGAUAGACAUUCUAAACCGUAUAUUCUUGAAGUUAAUUUUUCUCAAAAGUGGCACAUCCAGGCGAUAUUAAUCGAGUGUACUGUAAAAACAAACGACAGAUCAACCUAUUUGAUCUCUACAUAAUUUAGGAAAUAUCUAAGAUUAUGCGACUUGUUGAAAAAUUAGCACUCAUGAAAUAAAUAUUAGACUAACUUGUAAUAUUAGCAAUCGGAUACAAAUAAGACUUGGUUUUAAGAAAUUUUCGUGAUUUGAAAUUAUUUUACUUUGUCUAUUUUUUUUUUGCACAUUCUAUUUAACAAAUAAUAUUUGGUGUGCAAUAAUAACGGACCGUAUAUCAAAUUGAAGCUAAGGUAAAUAGAAAACAUAGUUCUUGAACAAGGCAGUGCUCCAUAUCAUUGUGUUUAACCUGUAGUAAAUUGUCUGUCAGUAUUGCAAUAUAAUUUGCCUGUAAAAAUUCGUGAUCCCCUAGGAAUCCUCAUCCGACGUUCAGUGGAACUUUUAUUGUCAGAACUAAAAGAAAAAAUUCGAGAUGAAAAUUAAUUAUCUCAACCAAACGGAGACAUGGAGGCAAGGUAAAUUGUAAAAUUCCAAUCUUUAAAUCUUUCUAGAUGUAAAAUAAAAUGUUUACUUGCAUUAUUCGUAGUAAAAGUAUUUGCUUAAGUUUAUGAUAUUGUUAUAGCUUGCUCUUUGUCCGAUGGAUUCAAAGCUUGAGUUUGACUUGCAUAUAGAUAUGAUUGCCCCUGUAAAAUGUUAGGUCUUUUUAAAUAUGCAGUCAAUUAUUUGUUUAUUUAAUUCUUUUGUUUUAAAUAAGUUAAAUUUUUCUAGUGUGAUGUGGAAUCCAAAUUUGGUUGACCGGUCGAUAAUUUAUGGAUAGGGCCAAUCCGCAAUAUAAUAUGAUAUAAGUAAUGUAAUAAGGAAAAGUCUCUGGAAUAUAUAGUAUUCGGUUAAGAACUGUAGCUAUACAGAACUAUAGCGUUACAGUUUUGAGAAAAAUAUAUAGGUCACCUUGUGGGAGACAGUUCGUACCUAUUUAUCACAACUUUUCCGAUUCUAUAAAAAAAGUCUAAAAGAGAACACACAAAAAAGUUAUUUCAGUUUUUGUUCCCUGUACCCUCAAAAGUUACGGCUGUGACCAAAAUUUGACAUUUUCACAGGCGGUACACAUAUUCAGCAUGCUAAUAGUUCUCAACCUGUUUCGGAGACAUUGAUAAAAAAAACAUUUUUAUGUGCAAUCGUUUUAGAGAGAAUGUGGCUCCGAUAAGGGGCGUUUCUCGAUAUUUUUUAGAGUGACAUGUGGAUGGGUAAAUCUUGGUUAUUGUAAAUAUCCUGUUUCCACCUAGCUUGUAAAAUUUAGAUCGAACUUCAGGCAUAGGUAAGUUUCAUCUAUUAAGUGGAAAUGUUGGAUAUUGCAAAUUUUCUCCAUAAAAAAGCAGGCAAUAAAGAAAAUGAAAUUUUAUUAAAUAUUCUAACAAAUCCCUUAGUGAGCAAUCGGUAGUAGGACAUGACCGACGCUGUGCGGUACUUCCAAAGUAUCCUUACAUAAUAGAACAGCAUCAAGGAAUUACUACAAAGGGAUUCUGAAAAACGAAUUCAAUUUUGUCAUUCCAUUAAUCAACAUAACAAUUUUUUGUGGUAUGUUGUAUUCCGAUGAGGCGAAUGUACAUUUCCUACAUGAAUACAUUUCUCAGCCACUAAAAAAAUGAAGUUUAAUCGAAUGGGUGAAUAUGUGACCGCAAGGUGAUGAUGGACCCCACAUCGUAAUGUCCCGUAAUUCUUGGAUCGACAAUACUCAGGAAAAUUGUUGGGGAGUGGAGAUUCUAUUUUGUGGUCACCGAGAACAUGCGAGUUACCUCCCUUUGAUGUUUAUAUUGAAUUCAUAAAACACAGGGUAUACCCCUUAAAGCCGACCACUAAGAUGGAUAUAAAAAAUAGGAUUUGAGAUGUUUGAUGCGCCAUUUAUAUUAUUAAAAGUCUGACUUAAUCUCCAUAAACGAAUAAAUAUUUGUACUUAACAGCAAGGCCACCUAUUUGAACACUUAUUAAGGUCUUACAUAAGUUAAAAGUUUAACUGGUAGUAUGAUUUCCGAAUAAAAACUUAAAGCUUAAAACUUAAUAGUUUUAUUAUAAAAAUAAUUUGGAAAAAAUGAAAUUUCUCAAUAAAUAUUGAAGAUGUAUCUAUCAAAAAUGUUUUAAAUCAUGUAUAUUAUACAACAAUGAUUUUGGGUGCUGCUUCUGUAUUUCUAAUUUUCCGCCUUUAUCAAGAAGGUAUCUAAUACAAUUUGCAUUUCCCUUUUGCACUCUGUAAGAAGUGGAAAAGGCAUUUAUUACACCCCUUCGUAAUGGCACUCCUGUCAAAAUUUGAGUCAUUUUCGAUAAGUUGAUUCAUAGUUUCUGUUAUUGUAGUCAAACUGGUUUUUAGAAACGCUGUUGAAAGUUCUUUUUGCUCCUCUUCAGAGUAAUGACUUUCAAUAUUUUUGUGUGCUUCCGCUAAUUACUUGGGCUCAUCGCAGCUCAGAAAGACUUGAUGUUGUUUCUUGCAGUACUUCUUCGAUAUGUACCUCAUCUAAACUGGUUUGUUUCGCUAAUUACCGUUAAAUCUGGCCAAAUGUUACUUCUUUCAAACAUUUUUUUGUUGUCUUAUUUCUCGAAAGGUUUUUGUUUUCCACCGCAUUCACGAUAUUGUAGUUUUCCCAAAACUCACUUAUUGAUUUGAUGUAACGCAUUGAUCCAUUGUCUGAAUUAAGGCAGUUGUGUUUGGCUUCGACCUAAAUGCAAAUUGGGUAAAUUGCUUGGAUGGAAAUAAGUGUUCUUAAUUUAAAUUUUUUAAUGUCGCUAUAGCGUUUAAGCCAACCAAUUCUGGAAAAUUUUCGUAAUCACCUAUAAUUGUUUGUUAGACUCAUAAAUUACAGGUAAAGUUGAUUUGGUUUUUGUAAUGGUAACUACUAGUUUUAAUUUGAAAUCUUGGCUUGCAUUGCACACCCAGAAGAAGUUUUAAGCCUUUUUUUUUCUUAACGGGAUAGUUUCCUCUUUCAAUUAUUGUUUUUAAUGUAGUGUAAUCUGUAUCUUAUUAAGAUUUAAAUCUAGUAAAUUAUCCUCGACUUGCAACGAAAGUUUCGCUUGUGUCACUUGUCUCAACCUGAAUGUAAUUAAAAAUUAUUCUUGCCUUUUCCAUUAUACUAGAUUGGCUUAAUGGCUCAUUGCGUUCAAUUUCGUCGUCAAUCCAGUUAGUGAUGAAACUAUUUUUUCUACAUUCUUAAGAAUAGUGCUUAUUGUUGUCCGGGCUUCUAAUCACUCCCAUUUUAGUUAUUAAUGAAUGGUUUUUGUUGCUUUAUGUUUGUGUUGGUUAUUGUUACCCAUUUUUUAAUCUUUUUUUUCUCAAAUAGACUACUACCACAGGCUACUGUAGUACUAUUUAUAAACAAUGAAGCGUUAAACCGAAACAGCAUGUAGUAGGGUUUUUACAGUAUUUUAUAUUUCAAAUUUUACCGUUAGAUUCGAAUAAUUCAAAAACCUAUUUUAUCUAACAAAAAGUUUUAUAGUAACACAUAAAAUCCACGAAAAAAUGAAAUAUAGGGUAUUCCACUUAAAACAAUUAUUUGCAUAAGGAAGAGUGACAAAGUUUGUGUACGGGUAAUUAUAUACAUAAAGAAAAACAUUAUGCAAAAGUGAGCAGCGCAUAUAGUUUACCAAACUUAUCGCAUACUAUAAAAUCACGAAAAUGUCCGAAGUGACUCGCUUCCAUGGGGAACAAAAUUGACGUGGUAAAAUAACACUUUCCGCACCCUAGAUCGGUGUAUAAUUGGGCCUUCGACAGAAGGGAGUAAAACAAUGUCAUUUAAGUCAUGAGUUUAUUUGACACGAACGGAACUCAGCGGAGCGAGUAUUUAAUAAACGGGUGACAUAAAAAAAUUGCCAAACAUGUUGCAUCCUAUACUUUUUCUGCGACCAUUAGUUGUUGAGUGCAUUUUUGAAAAAUAACACGAAUACAUUCACUGACAUGACCGUCUGAAUUGACAAACGGAAAAAUAUCUCCAAAAAUAUCCGAGUGCUCCCAAAGCCGUGUGGUAAUAUGUCGGAAAUGUCCGUAGUAACUCGGAUCCUUACAAAAUGAAACUGACAUGGUAAAAUGAUAUUUUCUGCACGCUAGAUCGGUGUAUAAUUGGGCAUUUUAGAGAAAGGAGUAGAAAAAGUAUAGUAUGCAUUACGUUUGGUAUAACUCAAAUGCCAUGUGCCACACUUAUAAACCGCGCAUUCACGGCACAAGGUGGUCAAUUCACAAAUUAUAAGCGACUGCACAGAGCCGGGUACAAUAGCCGCAUAGCAAGAAGAAACAAAAGACACCAUUGGAUUUUGCGAAAGAAUAUGCUACAAAACCUAGAUAGUUUUGGAAAAAUGUGAUUUGCACUGAAAAAACAAAAAUUAAUAUUUUUGGAUCUGGUGGCCGAACGAGAGUGUGAAGGAAAACGAAGACAGCACUUAAACUUGAGCAUCUGUGUCCAAUGAGUUCAGCAUCUGGUGUAGGAAAUUUUACUUUUAUGGAUGGUGUACUAUGGAUCGACAUGUUUACCUAUCCUAAGUCUAACAUUCAAAAAUUGGAACUAUAGGGGCGUUACAUAUUUCAACAUACUGAAACAUACGGCUAAACCGUUACAGGAAUGCAUUAAUACAUAAUAUUCCUGAGCAACUGCUUACCCCUCCUCAGUCACCAAAUCAAGCACCUGAAACCAGAAAACUUGUUCGUAGUAUACCGAUUCGACCCAGAGCUACAAUACAGGAUAACGGCUAUGGCACAAUAUUAAAUUUUUAAAAGAUAUUUUGCAAACACAAAUUAUUCGUUAUAACAAUUUGAAUGUGUGGAGACUUUGCUAUAAAUUUAUUCAUAAAUAAGUAAUAAAAUAUUUGUGCGUUAAUAAAGUGUCCGAGAUUUUGCUUAUUUAUUUAUUAAAGAACAAGUUAUACAAAAGAUCAAAAAUGAUACACACUGUGACCCAAAUUGGCUUUAAUUACAGGGUUUCUCAACCAGCAGAAAUAGGACUUUGCUGUUUUCGCGACCCUAUUUUUCGUGAAACUUUGAAUGCCACAAAUAUGAUUCCCUCCUUCCGAAUGCAUAAUUUGUACAGAAUGCUAAUUCUUGGAGCGUUCAUCAUUAUCAUAGUUUAAUUUUCCAAAGAUCUAAAUAAUUGCAUUUUAUAGCUGCCCCAUAGUAUUGCUAAAUUUUGCUUUUGACAAUGUAGCCUUUACAGAUCUCAAAGAAAGUAAACAUCUAUCUGCUGUUAGAUUAUUAAUUUCAUUAUUAUACGUUUUGGCCCUUUGUUUUGAAAAAAAAAAGAGUGGGGCCUUACUGGAAAUCAACAUCAAAAAUACUUUUGAAAAUAAUCCAAUUAAUGUAUUGCAAUAAAAAACUGUAAUUUAGUUAAUUUGGAUUUUCUUGUAAGGAAUAGUUGAAACUAGUCUACUUACCAUCUUUUUGUGAUAUUUUGUGGUUUCCUUUUAUAGGCCAGUUGUGUCUUUUUAUGAAAAGAUUUGCUUAUAAAUAAAUAAGUAAAUAAUACAAAAUUGAAUUGAAAACAUAUUUUUAAAAAGUAGGUAUCAUAAUAAUUUAAUCGCUUGGUGCUUACCUGUUAUAUGUGUAUGUGGUCUAUUAAAGUUUUCUAGUUAACAAUGGAAUAACUGUCGUUCUAACCGAAGUGAGAAUUUUAUUACUAAUAUUAUAAUGCGUUAAAUUAAGGUUAAGCCUUACUGUUCUAAAUACUCUUUUAUUAAAGAGCAAUUCCGUCUUUUUACUUUGUAAAGGCGUUAUAUCAGAAGGUAAGUUAGUAAGUAUGGAGGAACAAACAUAUUUUAUGUACAAAGUUUACUAUGGCCGCAGUUCCCCCAUUUUAUUUUUCUAUAAUUUUCAUUUAAUUCGUUAGUUUUUUUGUUUCUGGUGAUUUGGGGAUUGUGGCUUUAAAUAGGUAGUUUGUAUUGUUGCCAUAUGUUGCUAUGCUUUUAUGAACUGAAGUUGCGUUUGAUCUGACUAGAGUUCUAAUUUAUUUUUUAUAAAAUGCGUUCACGCCUAAUACACUGCUAUGAAAUCAAUUUUGAAAUUUAGUUUUGUUAAUAAUUGGUUAUACGUUGAAUAUAUAAAUUUUAUUUUUUAGGUGUAGUAACUAUGGUGCAUGUUAUUUAUCAUUUGAACGACGUCUUCCCCUUCUCAAUGUUCGUUUACCGCCUAAUCAAAAGUGCCGUUCACUCAAAACUAACUGAUUAACGCACAUUUUUAUCAAAAUAAAAAAGUUUUCACAUGCCAUUAUUACAAAUUGCACUUACUGGUGAGAUGUAUAAAAAAUACACCACUAUGAUAGUACAGCGAGGUCCGUGCAAGAUUAACCGAUCAAAGAAAUUGACCUACAAAAAAAAGUUUAAUACUAAUGACUAAAAUAUUAUUAUUAUAAUAUAUAUUAUUAUUAUAUUAUAUAUUAUUAUUAUAAUAUAUAUUAUUAUUAUUAUAUAUGUUAUUAUUAUAAUAUAUAUGACUUAUACUACUUAAGUAUAUGGUGUUUAUAUAUACAAUGUGUCUAGUUUUUCUCUGGCGUUUCAAGAUUCUAUCAUAGCGAAAGUUUUAAAUAUUUAAAAAAUCCUGUAUACAGCAUUUUAACGGACAAUAAGAGAAAGAUAUAAAAUAAAAUUUACUAAAGAGUUGAAUGGUAUUUUUCACAGCUUAAACACAAAAUGUUGUAAGUUUCAAAAUUCAUCACGUUUCAGAUUUUCACUCAAACAUUCGAAAUUUCAAAUAACAACAUGAAUGUUUUCACACGGGUCAACCUUUGGUGCAAAUGGUACCGUGGAGUCGAAUAAUGAAAAUCCACAGUUAGGAAUUGCGAACCACCGUCAAUACUUUACUUUGAUGCUUAAUUUCCUCUUAUGAUUUUAUAAUAUACUUUUUGGUAACACUUGUAACAAACAUUUUUAUUUGUACAUGCUGAGAACAUUUUUAUCAGACUAGUUGGAAGAAUUGCCUCUUCAGUAUUCCCAAAAUGUAUUUUCAGUAUGACGGGUCAUGGUGAGGCUGCAAUGGGUCUAUUUUAUGGCCGCCUAGAAGCUCCGAUUUGACAAUUUGCGAUGUUUCUUUGGAGGCAUCAACAACAAGUGACAGCAAAGACUUAUUGAAAAUGACCAAUAAGUUUUGAAGUAGAGAAUAUUAGAAGGAGUAGAGAAUCUAUUUCGCCAGAAGAAAUAAGCAGUUUUGAUAAAUUAGAGGUCAAUCAUAAAAAUGCAUCAUUAUUAUUUAAUAUAAAAUUGACUAUUUUCUGUAAGUCCUACGAGUCUGCCAUUUUGGAUUAUGAACAUUUUCUGUUCUAAAGUCGACAUUUUGGUUAUUUUGCAAUCCAUUAAUAUAGCUCAUAAUAAUAAUUAUUUUGGUUUGAAAUAGAAAUAUUGAAAUUUAUAAUUUUUGUUUGAAAAACUGCAACGUGAUGUAUAUAAAUUUUAGUUAGUUUAUGUCAUGAAAUCAAGAAAAACGUCUCUGGAUAGCAAAAGCAAGAGAAAUCCAUAAGUGUACCCACAUAUAAUAAUCGAUUUUCAUUUCAUCGGUGCAUGCUUGAUAAUCAACCCAACAACAAACAACAGAAUUUUGCACGAAAUGAUAACACUAGUAGCAAUCGCCUGUUUUCGAAUCUGUGGUGUUACGCCUGACUUUUAAACAUGUUUGACGCAAGUUAAGUAACAAGAUCUAUAUGUAAAAUCUAGUUUUAUUUAUUAUUGGAUGUUUGGCGCAUGUUACGAUUAAUAAACUAACGCUGCUUAAUAACAACUUUUGAAAUUUUGUUUGUCGCGUGUUAAAAGGAGUCUGUUUUGUAUUAUGUUAACGUUAAAUCGUUCGAUACUAAUUUUCUUGUUGUUGCAUGUGUGUAGGAAAGUCUCGGAAUGAGAUUCGAUUAGGAAGUUCGUUGCCCGAAUUGCACAGUCUCGCCCUGACCGCCCGUUUGGACUUCAAAAGUUGUACAUCUAUGAUACAAAACAGCCUAAUGGGUAUUUGCCAAAGAAAUUUAAAUUGUGUAAAUCGAUUGACGAUAGGAGGGAAAAAAUCCUGUGUUGACGCUAUAUUUCCGCUUAAUAUUAUUUUUCCGCAUAUUGGAGAAUUUCGGUUAUUUUUAUAUAUUUUAUAUGUAUGGAAUAGUCUGUCUGUAUAUUUUUAUUUUAUAGAAAUACAUUUUUUCUCUUU